CGCUAUUCAGUAAUGUCUGCCCCCAGCAACAUUAUUAUUAAAUAAGUUGUAAUCUUUAAAGCAACUGAAAACGAUCACAAUGUCAUUAUAUUCAAGCCUUGUAGGUUCCCUUAACAGGCUGCCUUCAACAGUCUGUCUUCUAUCCAGACGCCCUUUUACUACAAAUGGACCUAUUCAGAAAAUUUUGAUCGCCAACAGAGGCGAAAUAGCCUGCAGAGUAAUAAAAACAGCCAGGAGUCUGGGAAUCAAAACAGUCUCUGUGUACAGUGAUGCUGACAAAGAUUCCCUCCAUGUUUCUAUGGCUGAUGAAGCAUACAACAUUGGUCCAGCUGCACCAAGCCAGAGCUACCUUUGUCAGGAUAAGAUCAUGAAUGUGGCAAAACACUCCGGUGCCCAGGCCAUUCAUCCUGGGUAUGGCUUUCUCUCAGAGAAUGUUGAGUUUGCUGAACUGUGUAGCAAUGAAGGAGUCAUCUUUAUUGGACCUCCAUCCACAGCAAUAAGGGAUAUGGGCAUCAAAAGCACAUCAAAGGCGAUAAUGUCAGCAGCAGGAGUGCCUGUUGUACAUGGUUACCAUGGUGACGACCAAUCAGAUUCCAGACUCAAGCAGGAGGCUGCUGCCAUUGGCUAUCCAGUCAUGAUCAAGGCUGUGCGCGGUGGGGGAGGCAAGGGCAUGCGUAUUGCGAUGACUGACUCAGAGUUUGACUCCCAGCUGGAAUCCGCACGGAGAGAAGCAAUGAAGUCAUUCGGAGAUCAGGUCAUGCUGAUUGAGAAGUUUGUGGAGAUGCCCAGACAUGUCGAGGUACAGGUGUUUGGUGAUCACCAUGGCAACUAUGUUUACCUAUUUGAGAGAGACUGCAGUGUGCAAAGAAGGCACCAGAAAAUCAUUGAGGAGGCACCAGCGCCCGGACUGAGUGAGGAGACAAGGAGGGCAAUAGGAGAGGCGGCUGUGAGAGCUGCACAGGCAGUCAACUAUGUGGGAGCUGGCACAGUUGAGUUUAUAAUGGACCGCAAUGAGGAUUUUUUCUUCAUGGAGAUGAACACUAGACUGCAGGUGGAGCACCCAGUCACUGAGAUGGUCACUGGAACCGACCUGGUACAUUGGCAGAUCAAGGUAGCUGCAGGAGAGAAACUACCAAUGCGACAGGAAGAAAUCAAGCUGCACGGCCAUGCGUUUGAGGCUCGGAUCUACGCGGAGGAUCCAAACAACAGCUUCAUGCCCGGGGCUGGACCCCUGCUCCAUCUCUCACCACCCACCACUGACGAGAACACCCGUAUUGACACUGGUGUCAGACAAGGUGAUGAAGUGUCAGUGCACUAUGACCCAAUGAUAGCCAAGCUGAUUGUGUGGUCGGAGGACAGAGACUCAGCAUUGAGGAGGUGCCGAGCAGCUCUCAUGGACUACCAGGUUUUAGGACUGAACACAAACAUCCAGUUUCUGACUGACCUUGCCCAGCAUCGGGAGUUUGCUGCUGGCAAAGUUCACACAGAUUUCAUCCCCCAGCACCAGUCAGAGCUUUUCCCCCAACGGACCACCAGCCAUGCGGCCAUCUGCCAGGCAGUAGUUGCACUUGUCUUGCAGCAAGCUGAACAUAGUCAGCAGCUGGCAGCUAAAACAUUGGAUCCCCAUUCCCCUGUGUGGAUGUGCCACGCUCUGCGGAUCAACCAGAACCCAACCAGGUGGAUCAGCCUCAUGGAUGGGGACAGAGAGUUGAAGAUCCAGAUCGUGACUAACAGAGAUGGGUCCUACACUGUGAUGUUUGAUGACAAGAGCUAUAGUGUGACAGGCCAGCUGGAGAAGCAUGGGGAGAGAACCAGCAUUGUCACCACUAUAGAUGGGGUCAAAACACAGGCCUCCGUUGUACAGUUGGGGAACUCGCUCCACUUGUUCACAGCUGAUGGUCAGCGAGAACUGAGCCUGCCAGUGCCAAAGUUCAUGACCUCGAGUGCAGAUGGUGGAAGCCUUGGAGAUGCUGUAGCCCCGAUGCCUGGGGUCAUAGAGAAGGUCAGCGUGGAGCCAGGCACUGCGGUAGAGAAAGGAGACCCUCUCGUGGUCAUGAUUGCUAUGAAAAUGGAGUACGUAAUUCGUGCCCCUAAGGCUGGUGUUGUGGAGUCAGUGUACUACAAGACCGGGGACACUGUACAGAAGGGUGUAACUCUGGUUCACUUCCAGGAAGAAAGUGGUGACAGUUCAAGCUAGGGUUGGCAAUAACUAUAACAAAAUAUAUCAUACUAACAAUAUGGCCAUGAAGAACAAUCAUUUAUGAAGACAGAAUGAUGACAAUUACUCACCUGGUUUAGAUUGUGUCAAGGAGUGUAGGAUAGUUGUGUGUAAAACAAUGCUCAGGUAUCAUGCCUUUCUUGGAAUAUGAAGAUAUAAGUGAUCUGUGUUGUUUUGUUCAUAUAACCUUUUUUGGAAUAUCUUGGUUUCUGAAGGUUGACAUUGCUCAAAACAGUAUGAAAUUGGCACUGGCACCGGAUUUUCAAACUCAAUCAUUUUUUAAAAAAUCAAAAAAAAUCUUAUAAUUACUCACUA
Mya arenaria is the source of this 2533-nucleotide messenger RNA. RefSeq names its product methylcrotonoyl-CoA carboxylase subunit alpha, mitochondrial-like. The record is from RefSeq and is a predicted model, not a curated record. Gene Ontology annotation, molecular function: methylcrotonoyl-CoA carboxylase activity; metal ion binding; ATP binding. NCBI's taxonomy places the organism in Eukaryota, Metazoa, Mollusca, Bivalvia, Myida, Myidae. Gene Ontology annotation, cellular component: mitochondrion. The coding region runs from base 80 to 2197 and encodes 705 amino acids. The transcript has 16 exons.